This is a messenger RNA of Colletotrichum gloeosporioides, 1599 nucleotides long. RefSeq lists its product as uncharacterized. The coding region runs from base 1 to 1599 and encodes 532 amino acids. The record is from RefSeq and is a predicted model, not a curated record. Gene Ontology annotation, molecular function: transmembrane transporter activity. Gene Ontology annotation, cellular component: membrane. Lineage: Eukaryota; Fungi; Ascomycota; Sordariomycetes; Glomerellales; Glomerellaceae. Gene Ontology annotation, biological process: transmembrane transport. The transcript has 11 exons.
AUGGGCAUUCCAGACAGUUCGGGCAUCCAAGUCAUGGCCAACGAUGCUGGCGCCCAGGAUGCGACAGCCUCCAGCCAAUCUCCAGGGUCUGACGGCAAUAUCACGCCGGUAGAAAGCGAGCCAAAAGACUACAUCGACCCCAAGGAGGAACGGGCAUUCCUUUGGCGCCUUGACCUGUUCUUCCUCACCAUAGGAUUCCUGGGCUACAUGUUCAAGUACAUCGACCAAACCAACAUUAGCAAUGCAUACGUGUCUGGAAUGAAGGAGGAUCUCAGCCUGUUCGGCAAUGAGUUGAAUUACUUCACCACAUUCUUCAACAUCGGAUACAUGAUCAUGCUUUACCCUUCAUGCAUCAUCAUCUCGCACUUUGGCCCAUCAAAGUGGCUUCCAGCAUGCGAGCUCAUCUGGGGCGUACUUACAUGCUGCUUGUCAGUCGUCACGAGCUCCAAACAGGUUUACGGCCUCCGCUUCCUCAUCGGCCUGUUUGAAGGCACCGCCUGGCCAGGAUACUUCACACUCAUCAGCCAGUGGUACAUGCCCCACGAAGUAGCUCUGCGCAUGAGUCUCUACAACAUCGCCCAGCCCGCGGGCGCCAUGCUGUCCGGCGCAAUGCAGGGAGCGCUAUCUACGAACUUUGAGGGCGUUGCCGGGAGGUCAGGCUGGCGGUGGGCCUUCAUCAUCAACGGUGCUUGCACCAUCGUCGUGGCGCUCGCAGCCUUCUUCAUUCUCCCCGGCUACGUUGGUCUCACCGACGCGAUCUUCUCACCACCAUGGCUAACUCGAUCACAGCCCGAACGCCCCAAUCCGCUUUCAAAAUUCUAUAUGACGGACCGUCAUAUCGAGAUAGCAGUCGCGCGCGGCCGCCGGGUUGGACGUAAGCCGCAAAUUGGCAUCACGGUCAAGUCUUUCCUCCGAUGCUUCACAUUCUGGCAGCUGUGGGCUAUUGCAAUUGCGUGGCCUGUUGGGGGCAACUUCACGCCCGCCAGCUACUUCAACCUGUGGCUGAAGUCUUUGAAGAACUCGGACGGAACUGUCAAAUACUCUGUGGCUAUGCUCAACUACCUGCCGAUAGCGGGCCAAGGUCUACAGCUCAUUUCGGAGCUCCUGUUCAGCGGCUUCAGCGGUUACUUUGGCGUUCACCUGCCAUUCCUGCUACUUCAUUCCGCUAUCAACAUUGCCUCUCAGGUAAUUCUCAUCGUCCGGCCAAAGAAUGAAGGGGCUUACAUGGCCGGCUGGUACAUGAACUACAUCGGAGCUGUUUCCACAAUGCUCCUCUGCUCCUGGGGCUCAGCGCACCUCCAGCACGAGCCUGAGGUCCGCACUGUCCUGUUCGCCAGCGGCACCGUCCUUGCUUAUAUCAUGAGCGCCUUCAUCCCCAUUGCCGCGUUCCCGGCUUCGGAGGCUCCCAACUGGCGCAUCGGAUCAAAGCUGUAUCUCGCGUUUGCGCUUGUGGCUGUGGUGAUCUUCAUCGGAAUCCAUUUCGGGUUCAAGUGGGAGGAGAAGAAGCAGCAGAAAGAGGUCGUGAAGGAGGAGCUGGCUGGCGAGCCGGACGACGCGAACGCAGGGGUCAAGACCGUAAGUCUGGAGACAGAGAAGUAG